Molecule: messenger RNA, 2573 nt
Organism: Oncorhynchus kisutch (coho salmon)
Lineage: Eukaryota; Metazoa; Chordata; Actinopteri; Salmoniformes; Salmonidae
Gene: agt
Product: angiotensinogen
Exons: 5
Coding region: 264-1643 (459 amino acids)
Biological process (GO): regulation of systemic arterial blood pressure by renin-angiotensin; regulation of apoptotic process
Molecular function (GO): serine-type endopeptidase inhibitor activity
Source: RefSeq, a predicted model, not a curated record
CAGAGUAAAUACAUUGGGCACAAGGACAACAGGGUGGUCUUCUGCUCUGAGCAAUUUAUUUAUCAGCAAGUACAAAAGACACUCUGGAACAUCACAGAAUACUCAGUGACGCAAUGGUCUAGUUAAUGAGUAACUCAGGGGUUCAGAGCUAUUCGUUUUUUUAAGACAGACAGCAAGUCCACUGCUGACCUCAGUUAGGCUACAGCAAUAGCAAGCCAUCACAAGAAAUAUUCAAAGGAAAUCUCUGGCCAAAAAGGCAGAACAUGCGUCAUAUAUUUUGCCCUCUCCUUCUGCUCUCCUGCCUCUCGGUAGGCCUAGCGAACCGUGUAUAUGUCCACCCAUUUAACCUCUUCGCCUCUGAGAACGUCAGCUGUGAGACCAUCAAAACCGAAGUGACCAAACCUUUGGAGACUGUCCCUUUGACCCCCCUUAACAAUGACAGUGUGGUGCCUGACACUCGAGACUUCUCAGGCACUGACAGACUGAAACAGAACGUCACUCAGCGCACUGCUGUACUGGCAGAGCUGCUCAACUCUCUGGGCCUCCGGAUGUACAAGGCUCUGAGCAGCAAGCAAAAGGACUCCAACACCUUGCUCUCGCCCAUGAACACCUAUGGCUCUCUGGUCACCUUGUACCUGGGGGCCUCCAAAAAAACAGCCAUCCCUUACCAGCAGCUGCUGGGCCUGAACAGGGACACGGACAGAGACGACUGUGUCUCCCUAGUGGACGGCCACAAUGUUCUUCGCACUCUGCAGGACAUCAAUUCCCUGGUGGAUGGACCCAAGGAUGAGAUCAACACUUGUGUGUGGGCCUUUGCUCGCAAGGGCGCUGACCUCUCGAAGGACUUUGUCCAAGGCACCCAGGACUUCUCUGAUGCCUCGUACAUCAGAGCAGUGGAUUUCUCCCAACCCCAGGAAGCUGAGACCCAGAUCAACAACUUCAUCCAGAAGACAUCAGACAGGAAAAUCACGAGCCUGUUCAAGGACCUUAGCUCAACCACAGAUCUAUUGUUUGUCAGCUCUGUCCAUUUCAAAGGCAACUGGAGGAAGGCGUUCCAGACAGAGAAAACUACCAUGCAGGAGUUCAAGGUUGAUGCAACAACAACUGUCAUGGUCCCUCUCAUGACCCACACAGGCACCUACAAGUACCUGAAUGAUAAGGACAGGAAGUGCACCGUGGUGAAACUAUCUCUGAGCAAACGGGCCUACAUGCUGCUGGUGCUGCCUCACGAGGGGAGCAGCCUGCAUGACAUGGAGUCUCGACUACAGUCAGACAUCAUCUCUGGCUGGAACAGGCAUCUGAAGGAGGGGUUCCUGGAACUGUCUCUGCCCAAGUUCUCCAUGACAGCCUUGACUGACCUAAGGUCAUUGCUCUUUGACAUGGCAGCUGAGAUUGAGAAAAGUCUGCUGGGUUCAGAUGCUGAGUUUGAGAGACUCAGCAGUAAGAAGCCGUUCAGUGUUGAUAAGGUGUUCAACAAAGUCAUGUUUGAGAUGUCUGAAGGUGGUGCUGAGACUCAAGACAAGACCCAAGAUGAAGGGGUUCCCCUCAAAUUCACUGUCAACAGGCCCUUCUUCUUCGCUAUUGUAGAGGGAAACUCCAAUGCCAUUCUCAUGCUGGGAAAAAUAAGAAACCCGACUCUUUAGGGCUUCUACAUCAACAUAACAAAUCUGUGACCAACUGCAGAAGAAUGCACAUGAAAGCCUCCUGGAUCAGCAGACUUGUGGGUUUGUACUGACAGAUCAAUGCAAUAUUGCAUGUUCCCUUACUAGUAUGAUCAUUUAUUCCAGGAGUUAAGAACUUAUGUAUACAUCAUGCGUCAUGUUUGUGAAAAAACACAAUAUUACGCUGUAUUAAGAUGUAAUGUAUUCACAUAGAGCACAUUCAAAUCAAAUCAAAUUGUAUUUGUCACAUGCGCCAAAUACCACAGGUGUAGACCUUACAGUGAAACGCUUACUUACAAGCCCUUAACCAACAACGCAGUUUUAAGAAAAUCCCUAAAAAAGUAAGAGAUAAGAAUAACAAAUAAUUAAAGGGCAGCAGUAAAUAACAAUAGCGGGGCUAUAUACAGGGGGUACCGGUACAGAGUCAAUUUGCAGGGGGGCACCGGUGUCGAGGUAACUGAGGUAAUUAUGUACAUGUAGAGUUAUUAAAGUGACUAUGCAUAGAUAAUAACAGAGUAGUAGCAACAAGGGGGGGUGCAAAUAGUCUGGGUAGCCAGAUUUGAUUCGCUGUUCAGGAGUCUUAUGGCUUGGGGGUAGAAGCUGUUUAGAAGCCUCUUGGACCUAGACUUGGCACUCUGGUACCGCUUGCUGUGUGGUAGCAGAGAGAACAGUCUAUGACUAGGAUGGCUGGAGUCUUUGACAAUUUUUAGGGCCUUCCUGACACCUAUAUCUAACAUUAUGCAGAUCUUUGUGUCUAAUAUACAUUGUAGAAUUACAGCAAUGUACUUACUGUUUGCUAUGAUAAAGGUAGACAUGGUUGAUAGGAUUAUUGAAAGGUCUGAAUUUGUAUAUUCUAAGAGUUUGUUUUGUUUGCGAAUGCAUGAAUAAAACAUUGUUUCUCUAUUGUUGAAA